Messenger RNA from Trichoplax adhaerens, 1584 nucleotides. RefSeq lists its product as uncharacterized. Lineage: Eukaryota; Metazoa; Placozoa; Uniplacotomia; Trichoplacea; Trichoplacidae. Gene Ontology annotation, biological process: protein ubiquitination. The record is from RefSeq and is a predicted model, not a curated record. The transcript has 9 exons. Gene Ontology annotation, cellular component: Cul4-RING E3 ubiquitin ligase complex. Bases 1 to 1584 code for a protein of 527 amino acids.
AUGGCAGCCAAGAUAAAACGCCGUGAUUGUAAUAAUAUUGCUAUCAAGUUACGUGCACGAGAGAUUCAACAAUCGUACCUUGGAUUGAAUUGCCGUUAUAGCAGAACAACCAGCUUUUGGAUCAAGUAUCCCAACCGUUUGUGUCUUCCAUUAAGAUCCCUUUUUGGCGAUGAUAUCCACGCAGCUAGAAGUUCCGUAUUCCUAGGCUUUACCAAAGAUGGUCAGCGUUUACUUUCCUAUAGCUGCAAUAUUAGUACUAAUCAAUCAACUGGAUUUGCUCCAGUAUAUAAAUAUACCCUAUAUUGGUGGAAUUUUAAUUUGAACCAACCUUUAACCAAGUAUAAAAGUAUCCGAUUAUUCAGAGAUGAAGAAAUUCAACAACAAUUGAAGAUAAUACUUUGUGAAUCAAUAAAUGACAAGUACACUGUUAUCGUUGGCCAAGAAAUGUUAUCAUCAUCAAGUUCUUCCGAUGAUUGUUGCCGAUCUUAUAUAACAAUAGUUGCUACUCCCCCUUUACAUCCAUGUCGGUUGUGUAAUCGAAAUUUUGAUAGCAGUGUCAGAACUAUAAGUAAUUUAGACAGCUCGGACGAUGAUACUUAUAGACAUCAGAAUCUAAACUUAUUAUGUCUACACCACAAUUAUGAAAUACAUUUCUCUUAUAAUCUCUUAUCGCCCUAUCCUCCUUUUUUACCAUCCCUAAACAUGGUUAUAGACAAUUGUGUUAUAUUUAACAGCGGAGAUGGCGUUCGCUGCCUUAUUUUUGAAGUAUAUCCAAAAGCUAAGCUAUUGACCGCCUCAUCUCAUAAUUAUAAAAACUUCGGCAGGAGUUCUUCACCUGUUGGAUCGAACAGGAUAUAUGAUAACCUGGAUCAGCCAAAUAGUAAUUACGAUGUCAAAAUGAAUUUAACUAUGAAUGACCAUAAUAACCAGCAUAACAAGGGAGACAAAUCAAAUAUAGAAGAUGGUGCCACUGAAUAUGGCAAUAGUAACAAGUGUAUAAGUGAUGGUAUUCAAAAUAGCGAUAGUAAAACAGUUAACAAUCGAUUCCACAAACUGACGUUAUUAGAAAUUCCUAAUGCUGUUCGGCGCAUUCGGCAAGUGUAUUAUGCCAUGCCUGAUGAAAGCAAUUUAGAAAUAUCAGCUUCAAGCUCCUUUGACGUUGAGAAUUAUUUCGAUCUCAACAUCUACAAUACUAAACGUCAACGACUGUAUUUGCAACCACAAGAUUCAGAGUUACUGGAAAAAGAUGCUUUAAUAACUCAUCAACUGGCACUAGAUAUUGAAUGUUGUAUUGGAGCUAUCGCAGAAUUAUUACCUUACUUACAAGAAAAGGAGCUUUCUCUUGCAGAUUAUGAUCUGCAAAUUAUUGAUGUCUGCCCUUUUACUAUGAAAUUAACAAUUCUAAUUGUAGCAUUGUUUAAAGGGACACAACCACCUAAACGACACCAUCGAAAAAAUUGGCAAUCAUGCUGUCGUCUCGAUUGUGUUCUGUCUUGGUCCCUCAAAACUAACAAAAUUUGGCUAACCGGCGAUCCAAAAGUUUCACCAAUUGAAUUUCCUGCAUUACAUCAAUCACAAAAGUAG